Messenger RNA from Penicillium odoratum, 1857 nucleotides. RefSeq names its product oxygen-dependent protoporphyrinogen oxidase (gene hem14). Gene Ontology annotation, cellular component: mitochondrial inner membrane. The record is from RefSeq and is a predicted model, not a curated record. The transcript has 3 exons. Gene Ontology annotation, molecular function: protoporphyrinogen oxidase activity, oxygen as acceptor. Bases 1 to 1857 code for a protein of 618 amino acids. Gene Ontology annotation, biological process: heme biosynthetic process. NCBI's taxonomy places the organism in Eukaryota, Fungi, Ascomycota, Eurotiomycetes, Eurotiales, Aspergillaceae.
AUGCGGAUUCUAGCCUACAAUGGCCUUGGAACUAGGCAGCGGAUACCGGUGACUGUGUUUCGAUCCCAGCACCGUGCUUUUCACGCUGCUGUUAUUGGGGGUGGCAUCACCGGCCUCACAUCAGCCCACCACCUGUCGCGAAACCCUAAAUGCUCCAGCGUCACAAUUCAUGAGAAAUCUCCUCGUCUUGGAGGCUGGAUGCAAUCCGAGCGAAUUCCAGUUAAAAAUGGCGAUGUUAUAUUCGAAUACGGCCCUCGCACGAUAAGGUGCUCAGACGCAACUUUAACUACAUGGUGGAUGGCUGAAACCUUAGGCUUAGCAGAUGAAGCAAUUUGGACCCCAAAGAAUGCCCCCGCCUCAGCCAAUCGUUUCAUCUAUUACCCGGAUCAUCUCGUCCGCCUGCCAAGUUCACAUGGUCGAGGAUCAUUCGUGAAAGAUGCCAUUUCAACAAUCCUCAAAGAGCCCGUAUUCAAGACGUUCAUACCGGCCCUUCUUACGGAGCCUUUCAAACCGCCUCGACCGUUCGAUCAAUGGCAGAAGGACGAGUCUAUUUCAGAUUUCAUCUCACGCCGCUUCACUCCAGAAAUCGCAGACAAUCUUGUUUCAGCUAUGAUGCAUGGAAUAUAUGCGGGAGAUAUCGAUAAGCUGAGCGCGCAGGCUCUUAUGGGUCCUAUGCGCAACAUGGAUGAUACUGGCAUCUUAUCUGGCAUCUUGAACCAGAUGUUGACCAAGCAACAGUCCAUUCUGAUGGAUAAUGCAAUUGCUAAGGGCGCCGCCUUGGCACGAUAUUCUCACGACACAAAACACUACUUUGAGCCGGGAUUCGAACAUCUGUGUCAGUCCGCAGGUCACGCCAUAGCACGGAAUAAAAGCUCGAGCACAUUGACCUUCAAACAAGGGACACAGCAGCUUGUUGACGCGAUUGUUGCUGAUCUAAAAACGUCAAAAAAAGUCAAAAUGAUAACAGGUUCAGAAGUUCAAGCUAUGAGCCCAGUUGCGAAUAGUGAUAAAAUCUACAUUACUUCUCGUCGAAGCAAUCGUGAUACAAGUCGCGAGAACUAUGACCGGGUCAUUGCUACGCUCCCAGCACCUGCGUUGGCUAAAGUCCUAGACUCGACGAACACGAACCACCCGGGUCAGUCUCUUCCCCGCGAGACCGCCAGAAAACUUAAAUUACAUGACUAUGCCGUCACUGUUAUGGUUGUCAAUCUCUAUUAUGAGGAUCCCAAUAUCAUUCAAAACGAUGGCUUUGGGUACCUAAUUCCUCGCUCAGUUCCGUACGAUCAAAAUCCAGAAUGCGGAUUGGGGGUCCUCUUUGCAUCUGCUUCUAGCUGGGGGUUGCCAACUUCCCUCGCAUCCGCCGAUCUUGCCACGCAGGACAAUGCGCCGGGAACUAAGAUUACAGUGAUGCUCGGUGGCCACUAUUGGGACGAUUGGAAAGAGUCAGAUUACCCCGAUCAUGACUCCGCCGUGAAGAUGGCCCGCGCCUUGCUUCAGCGUCAUAUUGGAAUCAAAGCCGCCCCCAGCGUCGCACGAAGCAAUCUUCAAAGGAACGCCAUUCCUCAAUACACUGUUGGGCACAUUGACCGCAUGUAUGACCUGUCCGCUACAGUGAAGAAGGAAUUCAAUAAGCGGCUUGCUCUUGCAGGGAACUGGUAUACUGGAGUUGGGAUCAACGAUUGCAUUAGACAAGGAAUUCUUGCUGCAACAUAUGGCAUUGGCGAGCCCCCCAAGGGUGUAGAGACGUCCGGGCUUGGAGAAUAUAACUAUUUCGAUUGGGAUCUGGAGGGUGGCAUUCCCACAUCACCAGUGCAGUAUGUCAAUGCUGGCCAGUGGAGGCAAAGGAUGGACUUGUAG